Dentiscutata heterogama is the source of this 366-nucleotide messenger RNA. The record is from the annotation of a GenBank genome assembly. Lineage: Eukaryota; Fungi; Glomeromycota; Glomeromycetes; Diversisporales; Gigasporaceae.
GACAUCAAAUUUCGUUUGAAAAUACUGAAAUUUCAGCCCGUCUCAGAAAAAUCUUACCCAUACCUAAAGAUUCAUCAUCCACACCAGCUAAGGCAGAGACCAAUAUUGAUUAUGAUAAUGUAUAUUUUGAUGAAGAAUUUGAUGAUGAUGUGUAUUUUGAUGAAGAGGUAGAGCCAGGCCAAAGAAGUUCUUCAAACCAGGUGCUUUCACAUGAUGAAAGUAACCAUAGUCACAACAAUAAUUCUGAAGAAGAGAUGCCAGAUGAAUCGGAUAACGAUAGAUAUAAUGGGUGCAGUGGAUAUAAUGAAUAUGGUGAAUCUGAUAGAGCACAUAUUAAUAUGCGAUUGUCUAAAUAUUGGAAGCCUU